Trachemys scripta elegans is the source of this 1693-nucleotide messenger RNA. RefSeq names its product WASH complex subunit 1 (gene WASHC1). The record is from RefSeq and is a predicted model, not a curated record. The transcript is spliced from 11 exons. Gene Ontology annotation, biological process: exocytosis; endocytic recycling; Arp2/3 complex-mediated actin nucleation. Lineage: Eukaryota; Metazoa; Chordata; Testudines; Emydidae. Gene Ontology annotation, cellular component: WASH complex; early endosome; recycling endosome. Gene Ontology annotation, molecular function: gamma-tubulin binding; alpha-tubulin binding; actin binding. The coding region runs from base 100 to 1521 and encodes 473 amino acids.
CCCGUGGUAGGGGCGGAAGUGGGUGAGGGUCGGAGGAGCGCUGUUGUUGCCGUUGCUGCCGAGGUGUUUAGGGGGCGUGUCCCGCUCGCGGCAGGCACAAUGGCUACAGUGACCCAGAAGCACUUCUUGGAAGGGCAGGCUUACUCUGUCCCUCUGAUCCAACCUGACUUGCGCAGGGAAGAGGCUAUUCAUCAGGUUGCAGAUGCACUUCAGUAUUUGCAGAAAGUGUCUAGUGAUAUCUUCAACAGAAUCUCCCAGCGGGUGGAGACCAGCCGGAUGCAGCUGCAGGCAAUCGGAGAGAGAGUCUCACUGGCUCAGGCUAAGAUUGAGAAGAUAAAGGGCAGCAAGAAGGCGAUUAAGGUGUUUUCCAGUGCCAAGUACCCUGCCCCAGAGCGGCUGCAGGAGUACAGUUCCAUUUUCGCUGGUGCAGAGGAUCCAGCCACACAGAAACGGCCGAGGCACAAGAUUCAGAGCAAACACAGACUGCUGGAUGAGAAAUCCCUGCAGGAGAAGCUCAAGUACUUCCCAGUGUGUGUGAGCACAAAAGUUCAUCAGGAGGAUGAUGCAGAAGAAGGUCUUGGCAGCCUCCCCAGGAACAUCAGCUCCCUUAGCUCCCUGCUGCUGUUCAACACCACCGAGAACCUGUACAAGAAGUAUGUCUUCCUGGAUCCUCUGGCGGGAGCGGUGACCAAGACCCAUGUGACUCUGGGAACAGAGACUGAGGAGAAGCUCUUUGAUGCACCCCUUUCUAUCACCAAAAGGGGGCAGCUGGAUCGGCAGGUAGCUGAAAAUUACUUUUACGUACCAGAUCUGGGUCAGGUGCCUGAGAUAGACGUGCCGUCCUACCUGCCAGACCUGCCUGGCAUCGCUGCUGAUCUCAUGUACAUUGCAGACCUGGGGCCUGGCAUUGCACCCUCGGCACCCAGCAGCGCUAUCCCAGAGCUACCCACCUUCAACACCGAGUCCGUGGAGAACUUCAGGCCAGGUCUUCAAGAUGGUGUGCUAGUGCCCCCGCCCCCACCUCCGCCUCCUCCACCCCCUGUGAUGCCAACUAGUGCUCCCCCACCCCCUCCUCUGCCCCAGCCUGCCUCCCUUUCCAAACAGCCAGCAAACGAGGAGAGCAGCAGUGCAAUGUCUGCAGCUCCAGUCCAAGGGGCUCCAAAGGAAGUUGUGAAUCCUUCAACUGGCCGGGCCACUCUUCUGGAGUCCAUCCGCCAGGCUGGUGGCAUUGGGAAGGCCAACCUCCGAAGCGUUAAGGAGAGAAAGCUGGAGAAGAAGAAGCAAAAGGAGCAAGAACAAGUGAUAACCACAGCACAGGGUGGAGACUUGAUGUCCGACCUCUUCAACAAGCUGCUCCUGAGGCGCAAAGGCAUUUCAGGCAAGGGGCCUGCAGCUGCAGGAAGUGCUGAUGCUCCCAGUGCACCUGCUGGUGCCUUUGCCCGCAUGUCGGACUCAAUCCCACCUCUGCCAGCCCCACAACAACCCCCGGGGGACGAGGAGGAAGAUGACUGGGAAUCAUAAAUGCUAUCAUGCCACAGGCCUGGGAUUGGUUUCCUCUUGGCUAACUGGGAAUCCAGCCCGGCUGAGCUAAGCACCUCAGAAAUAGACUAGCUCUUGGAAAUAACUGCUGGUGAGAGGGCACAGGCCUGGCAGAGGGACCCCGUCACUUUCUCUUAGCUCCUGCUCAUCUCUA